Molecule: messenger RNA, 5399 nt
Organism: Oncorhynchus mykiss (rainbow trout)
Lineage: Eukaryota; Metazoa; Chordata; Actinopteri; Salmoniformes; Salmonidae
Product: striatin-4
Cellular component (GO): dendrite
Molecular function (GO): armadillo repeat domain binding; calmodulin binding; protein phosphatase 2A binding
Source: RefSeq, a predicted model, not a curated record
AUGCUCCGUAGAGAGGGGAAAAAACGACCCCCCCCCCCCUGUAGUAGAUUUGCUCUUAGCUCAUUUUUUGGCACCGUUCCUCCACGGGAGUUCUUGCAUUUACUCUUUACGCGAGAGAGGAAGAAAGAAGGUUCGAGCGUUAGAGCUGGGUUUGUGAGGGACGGGGUUGUUGUUAUUGUUAUCGCUACUUGUUUUCCCCACCUCCCUGUCCUGGCGAAAGCUCAAAGCGCUAAAAUGGAGGCGGAAAGAUCCGGCGGAGUAGCAGGGGGAACGAACCAGAACUCUGGAGGCAGCGGCGUGGGGCGCAACCCGAACGGGCCGAAAUCAGUGCUCGGGCAGGCGACAACAGCAGCAGCGGCAGCGAUGGCUGGAUCGUCGCAGCCUCGAGAACCACAAGACGGCGACGCAGGCCUAUCGCUUCCCGGGAUCUUGCACUUUAUCCAGUUCGAAUGGGGACGCUUCCAGACCGAGAAAUAUCGUUGGGAAGCCGAGCGAGAUGAACUCAGGGCUCAGGUGACGUUCCUGCAGGGUGAGAGGAAGGGGCAGGAGAACAUGAAGCAGGACCUGGUCAGGCGGAUUAAGAUGUUGGAGUACGCCCUUAAACAAGAGAGGUCCAAACACCAGAAGCUGAAGACAGGCAGUGACCAGAGCCCAGGGGAGAAGAAACCAGAGGCAGAACAAGUGCCUAAUGGGCCAGCAGAGUCUGAAUCUGAGCCAGCCAAUCAGAUGUCCUGGAAGGAGGGCCGUCAGCUACUGCGCAAGUACCUGGAGGAGGUGGGCUACUCGGACACCAUCCUGGACAUGCGUUCGAAGCGUGUGCGCUCCCUGCUGGGUCGUACCAGCCCCGAGGCUAACGGCGCCCCGGCCAGCAGCGAGCAGCAGCCCGCCCCGGACCCUGAGCCCCUGGCAGGGGGGGAGUCACUCCUCAUCAGACAGAUAGAGGAGCAGAUCAAGAGGAACGCGGCGGGGAAGGAUGGUUCUAAGGAGCGCCUGGGUGGUUCCGUGCUGGAUAAGAUCCCCUUCCUACACGGCUGCCAGGAUGACGAUGAGGAUGACAGUGAUGAGGAAGAUGACUUCCAGGGCAUGGGCGCGGACCGUAUAGACGGGCAGCGCAACAAGAACAAGAAGCUGCGCGUUAAGAUGGGGACUGAGCCCACGACCACAGACCUGGACCCUGAUGACGAGGAGGAGGAUGAAGACGACUCGGAGGAUGCCCUGAGCGAGUUUGACUUCCUGGGAUCAGGGGAGGAGGGGGAGGGGGCGGGAGAGGCCCGGAUCUCAGGGGACGGCCGGGAGUUAGAGAACCGCAGGAACAAGUUACAGGGCUUGAUGUCGGACUUCCCCCCCAAACCCUCCCCGCCCCCCUCUGUUUUGGGACAGUCUCGCUCCGGGGAAGGUGGCGCUCUGGGUUUUUCCUCCGACGUCUUCAUCCUGGACGCCGUCGGGGGCGGAGACAUGAACCUGGGGGAGCUGGCUGACCUCACCGUCGCCAACGACAACGACCUCACUGUGGAUCUACAAGAUAACCGGGAGGAGUUCAAGAAGACGUGGAACCCUCGCUUCACGCUGCGCAGCCACUUUGAUGCCAUCAGAGCGUUGACGUUCCACCCCAGCCAAGCCGUUCUACUCACAGCCUCCGAGGACGGAACCCUGAAGCUGUGGAACCUCAACAAGGCCAUACACUCCAAGAAAAAUGCAGCGCUGGACGUUGAACCCAUCUACACCUUCAGAGCCCACAGUGGUGCAGUUCUGUCUCUGGCAAUGGGAGAGGACGGAGACUCGUGCUACAGCGGGGGUCUGGACGGAACCGUGCGCUGCUGGAAGAUCCCUGACAUCAACGUGGAUCCCUACGACAACUACGACCCGGGUAUAGAGAGCAGUGUGUUGUCGGGUCAUGAGGACUCAGUGUGGGGUCUGACGUACUCUGCCCACCAACAUCGGCUGGCCUCCUGCUCUGCAGACGGGACCGUUCGCAUCUGGGCACCCCAGAACUCUGCCCCCUGUCUCUCCGUCUUCAACAAGGAGAAAGAGCACGGAACACCCACCUCGGUGGCCUUUGUGAACUCUGACCCCGACCAGGCGGUGGUGUCAUUCGACGGCGGCAAGACGCUGCUCUAUGACCUCAACACAGAGCAGAGCAUCAUGGUCCUGGAGACCGGCACCAAGGACGGCAGUAAGCUGAUUAACUGUGUGGUCAGCCACCCCUCUGAGCCCAUCUCCAUCACCGCACACGAGAACCGCACUAUCCGCUAUCUGGACAACAAGACAGGAAAAGUGAUCCACUCCAUGGUGGCACACCUGGAUGCUGUCACCUGUCUGACCACGGACCCCAAAGGCACUUACCUCAUCUCUGGCAGCCAUGACUGUUCGGUGCGUCUGUGGAUGCUGGACAACAGGACGUGUGUGCAGGAGAUCACGGCCCACAGGAAGAAGCACGACGAGGCCAUUCACGACGUGGCCUUCCACCCCUCGCAGCCCUUCAUCGCCUCGGCCGGCGCCGACGCACUCGCCAAGAUCUUUGUCUGAGAGGAGGCACAGACGGGGACCAUCAUCCUCCUUGCCCGACAAACACAACUUGGCCAGAGGAGAGUGAUGACUACAAUGGACAAACCUCACCUGCCUACACACGCAAUUUUACAGUUACACACGCACACACACACACACAGACAGACAUCCAGUGACAUACACACACGAGACUGUGUCCUGCACCCCACUGGCUGGGUCAUCGCCAACAGGACACUAUUACCCACAGUUCUCUAGCUGUCCCAUGAUGCCUCACUAACUUGUUGCAAUACUAACCAUACUGCUUUUCUAACGACUAAUCUGGCUGCUCGGUUUCUUAGGUCAGUUUACUACACUGUAAUGCUCUGUUCAUUUCUACCUUUACAGUCUACUCAUGGUUCUAAUUAAGGCAGUGUGCGUGUUGACAUUGAUCACUACACAUGCCGAUGCAUCACCUACUACAAUUAGUGACGCGCACACACACACACACACACACGCGGAUUAACAUUCCGUUUGAAACUGUGUUUUUUUUAAACGUUUUUUAGAAAUAUAUAUAAAAAGCUUAGCUCGCCAGUUGCUAACACACAUAAGUACCUGACUACAGUAGAGUCCAGUCCUCAUCAAGUGACGGCGUUAGCCGUUGUCUACUGCAAUACAGCGUGGGGUCACAAUGCAUUUCCAUUCCAAAGGCUUCUGAGGGUUUUAGUUUGUGUGUGUGUUUUUGGAGUCUUCUCCUAGCCAGUGUUGGACAAACAGCUUUAAUUUCAGCCUCAUCGCCGAGACACUAAGUCUGAGUGUUUGUGUGUCCGGUAUUGUACGGUCAUCCAUUUCAGUAGAAUCAAGUCUGAUAGGAAAUGGGUGUGUGUGUGUGUGUUGCACUUGUUUAAUCUUUGGUGCUAAGAUCUCGUCAGUCCGAGUCUGAAUCAGGGACAUGUUUGCAUUCGAGGUGUGUGUGUGUGGAGUACUCUUUGUCUCACUGGGAUAUUUGAUAUUUGAUUUGAUUUGAUUUGAUAUUUGUCAUCAACAGUAGCAUGAAAUGGCUUGUAUCAUGCGUCACUCUCCAGCCACGACAUCUGUUUGUGUUGAGAUACUGUAUGGGUAAUUUUUUUUAUCCCAUAAGAAGACUAACACGCUAUGCUAAGCAGACACUUUUUUCUACUGGUUUCCUUUUAUAUUUGUGUGUGUGUGUGUGUGUGUGUGUGUGUGUGUGUGUGUGUGUGUGUGUGUGUGUGUGUGUGUGUGUGUGUGUGUGUGUGUGUGUGUGUGUGUGUGUGUGUGUGUGUGUGUGUGUGUGUGUGUAAGUUGGCCUUUGUCAUUUCAUCAGGAUAGCUGGUUUGUGAAAGAGUUUGUGGAGAUGAUGCCACAGUGGAGACCUCUGACUGAAACGGUUGACGUUGAGAGAAAGUGACACUACUCCCAAUAUGGCGUCCUGUAUUCUCCCUUCCUUAAGUCGGCAUCAAGUCAGAAUGGUCCUUCGUGCCGGUGUAUUUAUUUAGGCUUGCGCUUGGAAACAUAUUAUCCAUUGAAAUAGCUGUUAGGUUUCUGGUUUUGGUGCGAGUCCUCAUAGUGGGAAACUGGCCUCUCUCCAGUGUCAAUGGAGCCAGCAGGGGAAAUUGCCCCCAGGAUAUGGGAACAAAAGGCACAUAAAGAGCCCUCCUUCCUCUCCCUUUCCCCUAUGGAGGGGAAACAAGAACAAACACUACCUAACCCUUAGCCCCCCUUACAUUGGCCUCCGACAAAUACUGAACUAGACAGGGUUGGUGUCUGUUCACCAAGCAGUCACUUUGGGCUUGGAUUAUUGUUCCUGUUUUUUUCCUGGAAGGGAAAACAAGCGUGGACAAAGUGCGACGCCACUCUGAGCCGCGGGCGACCGCUAAAGACUGGACAUAUCGGUCAGAGAUCAGGGGUGAUGUCGUUAGGUAGCCGGUUUAUUUUUUUGAACUUUCCGGGGUGGAGGCAGAGGGAGCCCUACGGGCAGAUCUCUGGCUGUGGAAACAUGGUUCCACCAGGCCAGGGCAGAGCAGGGCAUGGCAGUAAAGAAUUAAUGGUCCAGUAGCACCAUGUCAAUCGGUAACUGGCCCUGAGCUGCCCCCAAACCUACUAAUCAACCCCUCUCACACGCCAGAGGGACAGGGUAGAAGUCGUCUCUAACCACUGAUUCCAGAUCAGAUAUUUCUUAAUCUCCUUAAUGGUUAAAGCCAGAAUUGUGGCUAUGGUUAUCUGAUCCUAGAUCUGUGGUUUAAGGUCAACUUUAACCAACUACAGUACAUGCAACAGGAUGACUACAGGGAUCCGAGAAAUGACUGAGAGGUCAACGUUUUCCUCUCCACUGCAAGGCCUUAUGGGAAAACACUCUGUGAUCUAGUCAGACAGGUGUCUUGGUUUAGUACAUGUCAGCUUCAUGUGUUUGCUAAAACAUGAUGGUUUCAGAUGUAUUGGAUUUGACGAGGCAGAGAGAAUGCCGAAAGUGCUCCUGUGGCACAUUGUGUGCUUUGUUGUUGAGAGGAUAAAUAUAGUACACAGUUGUUAAUCACCCACGCCCAUAACUGUUGGUUAUAUGCUGCACUACAUCAGCUGCACUAGACCCCAAGACUAGACCAAGGGGUUAUCUGUAGCUCAGCUGUGUCUUAGUGUGGCUGUGGAGACCAGGGCCCAGUUUCCCAAAAGCAUCUUAAAGAGCGACUGACCCUAAAAAAAAAGCAACUUCUCGUUUUUGAAAAUGGCCUACAUGAGUCAGAAACACGUAUUCUACUGUCAAAAUUGACUGCAGAGUGUAAUUUUGGUCAUUUUACAAGUCAGUCUCGUCCAAAACCGUUGUUACUAAAGUUGCAUUUGAAAACGCUCAUUAUUUUCCCGACUGCCUCAGAACAGCGGAGUGAGUCGUUAGAUGCUUUUUU